Molecule: messenger RNA, 2189 nt
Organism: Solenopsis invicta (red fire ant)
Lineage: Eukaryota; Metazoa; Arthropoda; Insecta; Hymenoptera; Formicidae
Product: abnormal spindle-like microcephaly-associated protein homolog
Exons: 2
Coding region: 970-1350 (126 amino acids)
Molecular function (GO): calmodulin binding
Source: RefSeq, a predicted model, not a curated record
CGAACGGACCUCACUCGCAACGGCGGAUUAUCAUCGCAGAACGCAUGCGUGAUAGAUCCUUCGUCCGAAGCGAAUAAACCGCGCUCGCCGAGUCGACGCGCGCCUCUUUGUCGCGCAUCCGUUUACGCGUCAGUUUCCCAUUUCGCUUUUGGCCAGAAGGACGCGUGAUAAGGAGUUCGGAAGUGUGCGAAAAAGUGUUUUGUACUCAGUCUUCGUAUCCUUUCCGCGAAAUAAAAUUUCCGCUCUGCGAGGAAAUCGGGAGGAUCGUCAGGUUCCGUGCGCUCUCUCAUCGGAUCGAGAUUUAAAAAUUAUUGCUCGUCGAUCCAAAAUCCAUCCAAGUGGAUCUGUUAUUAUAAUUAUUAUUUACCAUUCGCAGAUAUCCAAUUGCGAUUGAUACUGCAACUUUCUCAGACAAUCCCUGAAAUAAUCGGGAGAGAACUGUGAUUUUCUUCCCGAGGAGAAUCAGAGAGAAAAAAGCCGCUUUUUCUUUCUGGUAUCGACGAUAUUUAUAGAUGAUCGAAAGUAUCCUGAGGUGGAUGUCUGUCCUAUUUCCGCUGGCGGGAUCAUAAAUAAUCCGGAGGAUUAUCCCGCCUACAAAAUACCUCGCUUCCGCCUUGAAAUAUAUUUUUGAAAAUAUCUUGGGAAUCUUUGUCUCUCUUUAUUCAGUUUGCCGCUUAGAAUACGAUUCUGAUAAAUUGCCAGGGGGAACUCUCGAAUAUGCCUGUACUUUCGAUCUUUACAAAUAAUCAGUAACAGAAGUAACUUGAAAUAUUUUACGCUCUUGGAAUUGAUUUUUGUAAAUAAGCCAGAGGUACGCGAACCUCGCCACGAUCUUCUUAAGUAAUCCGGGGGAAAGCCGAGUUUCUACGAAGUUUCUCGACCUUCGUGAGACAAUUUAGAGAACUCCGAUCGGACGGACUUUAACGACCGAGACACGAAGCUUUGCGUGACCGGUUCAGAACUCCGUUCAUGUCGCAGACCCCGAAGGAGGACGCCGACGCAAUGAAGGCCAACACGGCGGCAACGAAGAUCCAGGCCAACUUCCGUGGGUACCGCGUGCGUAAGCAGCUGAAGGAAUUCACGCAACGUCGUCAUCAGCAGCAGCCGAAUCAGCAAGAUCACCAGCGGGAUCAGCUGCAGCAGGAACAUACAGAGCCGAAGGAGCAUCUGCUGAAGAGACAAAAUACUCGAGAGGCGCUCGAGGAGAAGUCGGCGACAAAGAUCCAGGCGGGCAUUCGCGGCUUCCUAGUGCGGAAGAGGCAGCAGGCCGUUCAGGCCGCGGCGACGAGGAUCCAGGCCGGCUUCCGUGGCUUCAGAACGCGAAAGUUGCUGAAGCAGAACGGCCAGUAGGCUUUGCCCCGCCGCCGGUCUCUUCCUGGCGUGACAGCCGACGUGGGACGUUGACGUGUGCAAGAGCAUUUUGCGGAUUCCUCUGUGACUCGGACGAAACCCACGGUUGCAUCGGAGGCGUGGAAGGAACGACAAUUUCAAUUAAGUUAAUUACAUUGUUCGACACACGUAGACUUUUGAGACACUUCUUUGGACUGUAACUUCAUCAAUCACGUCGAUAACCAUUUCGGGAAUUAAUCGAUGAUAAUUAGCAAAACGUUAUUUUAUGGCAAUACUUGUCACUGUUUUUACUCCCUUAUUUCGAUUUUUUCCAUGAUGACUUUCGUAUGACAACGGUGGCAAUAAAUGAUGAUAAUGAAGAAAGAAGCAAUGAUCAGAGACGUUGUAGUUUAAACGAAAGCGGUUGAUAUAUAAAUAAAUAGACAUACACAGAAUAGAGAUAGUUAAAUGAUUAUACAAAUCUCUUGAUAUUUCAUACUUCUUGUUAUAUCAUAUAAUUUUUUAUGUAAUUAAUAUAAUUAAUGCGUUGAUUAUGAAAUCAAUGAAUUUGAUUAUAAAUCGCAAAUUAAUAUUGAAAAUACUUCUGUAAUUUCGUGAAAUUCUAUCGAUAAACAAAACUUGCGUAAUGACUAGCGUGUAAAGAUGUACAUAUAAUAUAUACUUUUUGCCGUUUUACUUGCGUAUUUCACGACUGCACUUUGAGUUUUUGUGAAUAAUAAAUUUUUAAUCUUUAUAACAAUUACUUUUAGUAGUGGUAUUUAAUACAUUGAUAUAAUUAAAAAAUGCCUACAUCGAAAUCCCAUAUUGGUAGUUGGUACUAAGUAAAUUUCUUAUUAUUC